UGUAGAUCGAUUUGCAAUCCAAAUAAAUGAUUAUUCGAAAGAGCACUACGCUAAAGCAACUUCUGGAUCGAUGGCCCGGUAAACGGACGUUCGGUAUCUAUCGGUUCCUGCCGAUCUUCUUCGGACUUGGAGCGGCGUUGGAGUUUUCAAUGAUCCACUGGCGUGUAGGAGAAACUAAUUUCUAUAACACAUUCAAAAAACGGCAGGCAAAAGAAAUCGUGGAAGAAAAAUUACGUCUGCAUCAGCUCGAACCGAUUCCACAACAGUAGAAGGAUUGUGCAAGACGGUGAAAUCAGACCAG
Molecule: messenger RNA, 301 nt
Organism: Anopheles maculipalpis
Lineage: Eukaryota; Metazoa; Arthropoda; Insecta; Diptera; Culicidae
Gene: sloth1
Product: small integral membrane protein 4
Exons: 2
Coding region: 27-269 (80 amino acids)
Source: RefSeq, a predicted model, not a curated record